Schizophyllum commune H4-8 is the source of this 548-nucleotide messenger RNA. RefSeq lists its product as uncharacterized. Lineage: Eukaryota; Fungi; Basidiomycota; Agaricomycetes; Agaricales; Schizophyllaceae. The record is from RefSeq and is a predicted model, not a curated record. The coding region runs from base 24 to 371 and encodes 115 amino acids. The transcript has 2 exons.
CAUUGGUUGCGGCAGACUGCGUCAUGGUAAUAUACUCUCGUUCGCCGCGCGCGAUAUCAGGCGCAAAAAGACAAGAAGCUGCCUUUAUACCUCUACACACGUCCUGUGAACGCAUAUGGAGCCUCGGCGGCCCGGAGGUCAAAAACGCGACAGUGGGUGGCUUCGCAGUAGCAUCCGACCCACGCAGGCGCUCACGAGGGGCUUCUCGGGCUAGAUCGAUGUACCGGGACGUGGGAGAGGGCGUUGCGGUCGUGAUGAUAUUGUGCGCGGUAAUGUGUCGUCCGGUCAUCAGUCGCGCUGGCGGACGCGAUCGUCAGCUAAGUCAAGACGCUGUCGCCGGUGACUACAAGACGCUGUCUCCGGUUAUCUGAAGACCUAGUUCGCCGACUAUGUAAAACUGCUGCACAACACCGGUAUCUUCGAAAUGAAGAGCUGUAAGGAGUCGGAAAUUAGUUGUCCGUCGGGUUGACGGGCGCCGAAGUUGAGAAUUAGGCACUCAGAGUGCUCAACUAGCUCAUACGGCCGAUUCGGAAUGUAACUGGAUGAAU